Molecule: messenger RNA, 2142 nt
Organism: Guillardia theta CCMP2712
Lineage: Eukaryota; Cryptophyceae; Pyrenomonadales; Geminigeraceae
Exons: 2
Coding region: 1-2142 (713 amino acids)
Biological process (GO): transcription initiation at RNA polymerase II promoter
Cellular component (GO): transcription factor TFIID complex
Molecular function (GO): protein binding; RNA polymerase II general transcription initiation factor activity
Source: RefSeq, a predicted model, not a curated record
AUGCCGGACGAGUCGUCGGUGGCGGUGGAAGCGCUGCGCAUCGUGAGCAACGAGAAGGUUGAGGUCGCCUGGUUCAAGUUCCUCAACAAGAGCCAGCUGGGCGAUCCCUGUAUCAUGACCCUCAAGUGCAACGGGCCCAUCGAGUGCGUCGCUUACAGUCCAGACGGGCGGCAGAUCGUGACAGCGUCGACCGACGGGUUCGGAGGGAAAGUCUCGGUGUGGGACAGUCGGAGCGGGUUGGAGGUCGGAGGGUUCGCGACCCCUGCGAUCCCAAAGUCGGUCUCCUUCUCCGGGGACGGGAGGCUGCUCCUGGCGGUGUCAGCGGAGGGGACGGUCGUGCUGUGCGACAUGAUGAGCCUGAAGGAGAGGGCGAGGGAGGUGCUGGGCAGCACGUUCAUCUCCGGAGGAGCGCUGUCCAUCGACGGGAAGAAGAUGGUCCUAGUGUCGAGCGACGGGCUGGUCAACCUGUGGGACCUGCCGCAGCUGGCGAGCCCGUCGGGGCAGAUCUACAACAGGUAUGAGAAGAUGUUUGAGAUCGUCGACGAGGACGAGGAGGGCAGGCCCUCGCCCAUCACCUGCGUCGCCAUCAGCCCCAACGUGAACAGAGUGGUGACAGGGAUGAAGGGAGGGACGAUGAAAGUGUUCGACCUCUCCAUGACGGAUGGGAUGAGCCUGAAGCACGUCCUCCAGGGCCACAGCUCCGUCGUUGUCCACAUCGACUUCAACGACGAAGGGAAUCGCAUCAGCUCUGCGAGUCUCGAUCACACGAUGAAAGUCUGGGAUGUGGAGAGGGGAGGAGCUUUCAUCAGCAACUACGAGGACCGCGCCGAGAUCCGAGCAUGCCACUUCUCCCCCGACGGCUCGUUCGUGGCCGUGGGGCUGGACAGCGGGAGGAUCGACCUGGUGGACAUUAGCACGGCCAUGAGCGUGAUGAGCUUCGGGUCUCACUCGGGGCGAGUCAACGACGUGAUGUUCGACCACCUGGGCAAGUUUCUCAUCUCUGGCUCCAUGGACGGACUAUGCAAGGUCUGGGCGAUCCAGGACACAGACUCCGCGGAGACUUUCACGGGACAUCCCAAGACCGACGUGACAUGCGCGAGCUACAGCGCGGAUGGGACUGAGCUGGCGACGGGAGCAGGAGACGGCAGCAUCAAGCUGUGGGGAGGGAGGAGGGGGAGAGAGAUCAUGAGCUUCCAAGGGCACGGCGACCGAGUCACCUCCUGCUGCUUCUCACCGUUGGUGGGGGACAGGAAGAGUGGGAUCUUGACGACCUCACUCUACGACGGGACUGUGAGGCUGUGGAAGAACCUGACGGGGAGCGAGGACGAAGAGUUCAGGCACAACUCCACCUACCUGACCUGCAUCGCCUUCUCUCCCGAGCAGCCGCCGGACGAGCGCGCCGGUCGAGUCCUUGCGGGCUCCUUCGACGGCUCUGCCAUCAUCUGGGACAUCGAGUCGAAGAAGCUGCUGCUGAAGCUCGGGGUUGAGAUCGAGGGGACGGGAGGAUGGCGCGUCGAGAAGAUUCGAGACCGGCACGAGGACGCGGUUGUCUCCUGCUGCUUCCACCCAGCCAUGGCGAGCGAGCGCGCUAUCACCACCUCCCUCGACGGGACGGCGAAAGUCUGGAACACGCAGUGGGGGAACUGCCUGGCGACCCUCGUGGGGCACAUGCAGGCAGUCAACGGCUGCUGCUUCAGCAAGGACGGGCAAUUCAUCUAUACCGUGUCGUCAGAUCAGACGGUGAGGGAGUGGAUGGCAGGAGCUCCGUACACCUGCCUGUCCGUCAUCCGAGGUCACUACGGGCCCAUCCACCAGUGCUCGUUCGCCACCAGCGGCAAGCAUCUCUUCACUGUGUCGGAGGACAGGUCAGUGCGAGCCUGGCUCAAAGUGAAGCUGGAGGCCGAGGAGUUCAGGCCGGACGAGCGAGUGCGAGUGGGCUCCCAGCACUUCGCAGUCUCCAAGUCGCACAUGCAGGGAGAGUUCUCCGAGUUCUUCCAGUGGCAUCAAGUCGCUCUCUUUGCCAGCACGCAUCCUCUGCGAUGCAUCGCUGGUAGCACAGGGGAGGACAACGAGGAGAUCGCCUGCGGGGCAGCUGACGGGAGCGUCUUCGUGCUGAGACUGAUGCUGCCAGGAGACUACUGA